This is a messenger RNA of Podospora anserina S mat+, 432 nucleotides long. RefSeq lists its product as uncharacterized. Bases 1 to 432 code for a protein of 143 amino acids. The record is from RefSeq and is a predicted model, not a curated record. Gene Ontology annotation, cellular component: nucleosome. Gene Ontology annotation, molecular function: structural constituent of chromatin; protein heterodimerization activity; DNA binding. NCBI's taxonomy places the organism in Eukaryota, Fungi, Ascomycota, Sordariomycetes, Sordariales, Podosporaceae. The transcript has 3 exons.
AUGGCUGGCGGAAAAGGAAAGUCCUCGGGUGGCAAGAGCUCUGGUGGCAAGACAUCCGGUGUUGAGGGUUCCAAGAAGCAGCAGAGCCAUUCUCAACGCGCCGGUCUGCAGUUUCCCUGCGGCCGUGUGAAGCGCUUCUUGAAGCAAAACACCCAAAAUAAGAUGCGCGUCGGCGCCAAGGCUGCUGUCUACGUUACUGCCGUACUGGAAUACUUGACUGCCGAAGUUCUCGAGCUUGCUGGAAACGCUGCCAAGGAUCUCAAGGUCAAGCGUAUCACUCCCCGCCAUCUCCAGCUCGCCAUCCGUGGUGACGAAGAGCUCGACACCCUGAUCCGUGCCACCAUCGCCUUCGGUGGUGUUCUCCCACACAUCAACCGCGCCCUUCUGCUCAAGGUGGAGCAGAAGAAGAAGGCCAAGGCCGCCGAGGCAUAA